Messenger RNA from Arvicola amphibius (Eurasian water vole), 426 nucleotides. Its product is annotated as mitochondrial import receptor subunit TOM20 homolog. NCBI's taxonomy places the organism in Eukaryota, Metazoa, Chordata, Mammalia, Rodentia, Cricetidae. The record is from RefSeq and is a predicted model, not a curated record. Bases 1 to 426 code for a protein of 141 amino acids. The transcript has 2 exons. Gene Ontology annotation, biological process: protein import into mitochondrial matrix; protein targeting; tRNA import into mitochondrion. Gene Ontology annotation, molecular function: transmembrane protein transporter activity. Gene Ontology annotation, cellular component: mitochondrial outer membrane; mitochondrial outer membrane translocase complex.
AUGAGUGGCCUUGUUAGAAUAGGUGUGGCUUCGUUGGAAGAGAGCGCAGGUAUAUGUAGCACACUCUUCGUCCAAUAUUGCAUCUGCUUCAACUACAAGAGGCAGAGUGGCCCCAGCUUCAAGAACAAAGAAAAUCAGAAGCUUGCCAGGGAGAGAGGCGAUCUGUCCAAAUCGGCUGACCUUAGGGACGCUGGAGCUGUUCAGAGAUUCUUCCUUGAAGAAACACACCUCAGUGAAGAGUUCUUGGUGCACGGGGGCGAUGAGAAGGGUGUAGGCCUCCUGGCCAAUGUCACUGCUGUGCGUGCACAGCCUUGGCAGCUGCUUCUAGGGUUACAGCAGGCUCUCCCAGCACCCCAGUUCCAGAUGCUCCUGACCAAGCUCUCAGUCAGCAGUCAGAGAACUGUAAGUGCGCAGAGCUUGACCUAA